Molecule: messenger RNA, 8876 nt
Organism: Micropterus dolomieu (smallmouth bass)
Lineage: Eukaryota; Metazoa; Chordata; Actinopteri; Centrarchiformes; Centrarchidae
Gene: itpr1b
Product: inositol 1,4,5-trisphosphate receptor, type 1b
Exons: 58
Coding region: 157-7653 (2498 amino acids)
Biological process (GO): calcium ion transmembrane transport
Cellular component (GO): membrane; endoplasmic reticulum
Molecular function (GO): inositol 1,4,5 trisphosphate binding; inositol 1,4,5-trisphosphate-gated calcium channel activity
Source: RefSeq, a predicted model, not a curated record
GCCUGCUCUUACCUGGAGUUUCACUACCAUGGACUUAACCGAGGAUAGCGCUGUGGAAAUGAUCCUGCGCUGACCCACUUCCUCACGCGGUCCUUUCCCUCUCUGUCUUUGACGCCUUCUUUCAUUUCUGUCAGGUGUAGUCAAACCUGAGGAACCAUGUCGGACAAGAUGUCCAGUUUCCUCCAUAUUGGGGACAUUUGUUCCCUGUAUGCAGAGGGCUCCACCUGUGGAUUUAUCAGCACUUUAGGGCUUGUGGAUGACCGCUGUGUGGUACAACCAGACACAGGCGACCUCAACAACCCACCCAAGAAAUUCAGAGAUUGCCUUUUCAGACUGUGUCCUAUGAACAGAUACUCGGCACAGAAACAAUUCUGGAAGGCUGCAAAACCUGGAGGCAACAGCACCACUGACACAGUCCUCCUCACCAAACUCCAUCAUGCUGCUGACCUGGAGAAGAAGCAGAAUGAGUCUGAAAAUCGCAAGCUGCUGGGGACAGUCAUCCAGUAUGGAAAUGUUAUUCAGUUGCUGCAUUUGAAAAGCAAUAAAUACCUGACAGUGAACAAGCGCCUUCCUGCACUGUUGGAGAAGAAUGCCAUGAGAGUGACUCUGGACUCAGCGGGAAAUGAGGGAUCCUGGUUCUACAUCCAGCCCUUCUACAAGUUGCGGUCCCUGGGAGACAGUGUGGUGAUAGGAGAUAAAGUGGUCCUUAACCCUGUGAAUGCAGGACAGCCUCUACAUGCCAGCAGCCACCAGCUAGUUGACAACCCAGGAUGCAAUGAGGUUAAUUCUGUAAAUUGCAACACUAGCUGGAAAGUUGUUUUAUUCAUGAAAUGGAGUGACAACAAGGAAACAAUACUUAAAGGGGGGGAUGUAGUCCGGUUGUUCCAUGCAGAGCAGGAGAAGUUCCUCACUUGUGACGACCACAGGAAGAACCAGUAUGUUUUUCUUAGAACAACCGGCAGGCAGUCUGCCACUUCCGCUACCAGCAGCAAAGCUCUGUGGGAAGUAGAGGUGGUCCACCAUGACCCAUGUAGGGGAGGUGCAGGCUACUGGAACAGCCUGUUUAGGUUUAAACACUUGGCCACAGGUUGUUAUUUGGCUGCUGAGAUGGGUGAGGUGAAUGCAGACUUUGAGGAGGAGAGUGCUGAGCAGCGGUCUGCGGUGGUGGACUUUACACCCUUUAAUUUCCAGCUGGAUGCAGAUAAUGAAGCUUUACGAGGUCGUCUGCGAGCUCCACAGGAGAAGAUCAUGUACACUUUGGUGCCAGUUCCCGACGGCAUGGACAUCUCCUCCAUCUUUGAGCUUGACCCUACCACUCUGAGAGGCGGGGACUCCAUGGUACCCAGGAGCUCCUAUGUGAGGCUAAGACACUUGUGCACCAACACGUGGGUUCACAGCACCAACAACCCCAUUGACAAAGAGGAGGAGAAACCUGUUAUGCUACGGAUUGGAACGUCAGCAGUAAAAGAGGACAAGGAAGCUUUUGCUAUUGUUCCGGUGCCGCCAGCAGAAGUGCGUGAUUUAGACUUUGCCAAUGAUGCAAGUAAAGUGUUGGCGUCCAUUGCAGGGAAGCUUGAAAAGGGCACCAUUACACAAAAUGAAAGAAGGUUUGUGACCAAGCUCCUGGAAGAUCUAGUGUUCUUUGUUGUGGACAUCCCCAACAGCGGGCAGGAUGUUUUGGAGAUAAUGGUUAACAAACCUAACAGAGAAAGACAGAAACUCAUGAGAGAGCAAAAUAUCCUGAAGCAGAUUUUCAAACUUCUCCAAGCCCCUUUCACAGACAGUGGUGACGGUCCUAUGCUGCGACUGGAGGAGCUUGGAGACCAGCGGCAUGCUCCUUUUAGACAUAUUUGCAGGCUUUGCUACAGGGUGUUACGCCAUUCUCAGCAGGAUUACAGGAAGAACCAGGAGUACAUAGCCAAACAGUUCCGCUUCAUGCAGAAGCAGAUAGGAUAUGAUGUGCUGGCAGAAGACACGAUAACGGCUCUGCUCCACAAUAACCGGAAGCUGCUAGAGAAACAUAUCACUGCUGCUGAGAUAGACACAUUUGUCACUCUAGUGAGGAAGAACCGGGAGCCGAGGUUUCUGGACUACCUCUCAGACCUCUGUGUGUCCAUGCAUAAGUCCAUCCCUGUGACACAGGAGCUGAUCUGCAAUGCAGUACUGGACCCUACCAAUGCUGAUAUCCUCAUCGAAACCAAAUUGGUCCUGUCGAGGUUUGAGAUUGAGAUAACGACAAAUGGAGAGAACCCCAUGGAGGCCGAGGAUGAAGAGGAGGUCUGGCUGUUCUGGAAAGACAACUGUAAGGAGAUCCGGAGUAAGAGCAUCCGGGAGUUGGCCCAGGAUGCAAAGGAGGGCCAGAAGGACGACCAGGAUGUUGUCAGUUACUACAGGUGCCAGCUCAACCUCUUUGCCCGGAUGUGUCUGGACCGUCAGUACCUGGCUAUCAACAAGAUCUCUGGUCAGCUGGAUGUGGAUUUGAUCCUGCGCUGUAUGUCUGAUGAGGACCUGCCCUUUGACUUGCGGGCGUCUUUCUGCCGCCUGAUGCUGCACAUGCAUGUGGACCGUGACCCCCAGGAGCAGGUCACACCUGUCAAAUAUGCCCGUCUUUGGUCUGAGAUCCCUUCUCAGAUUGCUAUUGACGACUAUGACAACGAUGGAACCACCAGAGAUGAGAUCAAAGAGCGGUUCUGCCUCACAAUGGAUUUUGUGGAGAACUACUUGAGAGAGGUGGUGUCACAGAACAUCCCCUUCUCUGACAGGGAGAAAAACAAACUUACCUUUGAGGUAGUCAACCUGGCAAGGAACCUCAUAUACUUUGGUUUCUACAACUUCAGUGACCUGCUUCGACUGACAAAGAUCUUACUGAACAUUUUAGACUGUGUCCAUGUCAGCACAAUUUACCCCAUCAACAAGUUGGAAAAGGGAGAGGAAACCAAAGCUGGCAGUAAUGUGAUGAAGUCCAUUCAUGGAGUCGGGGAGUUGAUGACCCAGGUAGUGCUGCGAGGAGGUGGCUUGUUGCCCGCCACACCAACUCAUCAGCCGGAGGGAGAUGUGGUUAAAACACAGACUGAACCAGAGAGGGAAGACAUCAUGGUCAUGGACACAAAGCUCAAGGUCAUUGAGAUUCUACAGUUCAUUUUGAAUGUACGGCUAGACUACAGGAUCUCCUGCCUGCUUUGUAUUUUCAAACGGGAGUUUGAUGAGAACAACCCACAAACAGACAAUGCUGCCAGCCAGAAUGGAACCAAUAAUGUCCCAGGUCAGAUGCCAGGAAAUCUUGACUUUGAGAACAUUGAAGAACAGGCAGAGGGGAUUUUUGGAGGAAGUGAGGAGAACACUCCACUGGACCUGGAUGACCACGGUGGUCGUACCUUUCUAAGGGUCCUGCUGCACUUGACCAUGCAUGAUUAUCCUCCUCUCGUGUCUGGAGCGCUUCACCUGCUCUUCAGACACUUCAGCCAGAGGCAGGAGGUCCUCAUGGCCUUCAAACAAGUCCAGCUGCUGGUGACCAGCCAGGAUGUGGAUAACUACAAGCAGAUUAAGACAGAUUUGGACCAGCUGCGUUCUAUUGUGGAGAAGUCUGAACUGUGGGUUUAUAAGAGGCAAGGUGAAGAUGGGAUGGACGGAGAUGGACCUUCAGAGUCUGACAAUAAAAAGAAGGGAGACUCACUUAGUUCAGACAAGAAGAAGACAGAAAGCUCCAGCAGUUACAACUACAGAGUCGUAAAAGAGAUCCUGCUGCGUCUCAGUAAACUGUGUGUCCAGGAGGGAAGCUCAGGGAAGAAGAGUAAGAAACAGCAGCAGAGGCUGCUGAGGAACAUGGGAGCUCACAGUGUAGUGCUUGAGCUCUUACAGAUCCCCUAUGAGAAGGGUGAGGAUGUCCGAAUGCAGGAGAUCAUGAAACUGGCUCACGAGUUCCUGCAGAAUUUCUGUGCAGGGAAUCAGCAGAAUCAGGCUCUUCUUCACAAGCAUAUCAACUUGUUUCUUAACCCAGGGAUUCUAGAAGCCGUCACCAUGCAGCACAUCUUCAUGAAUAACUUCCAGCUGUGCAGUGAGAUCAACGAGCGAGUGGUUCAGCACUUUGUUCACUGCACGGAGACUCACGGUCGACAUGUCCAAUAUCUCAAGUUCCUGCAGACCAUCGUGAAGGCUGAGAACAAGUUCAUCAAGAAGUGUCAGGACAUUGUCAUGGCUGAGUUGGUGAACUCGGGCGAGGAUGUCCUGGUCUUCUACAACGACCGUGCCUCCUUCCAGACCCUAGUCCAAAUGAUGCGUUCAGAGAGGGACCGAAUGGAUGAAAACAGCCCUUUAAUGUACCACAUCCACCUGGUGGAACUGCUGGCUGUCUGCACUGAGGGCAAGAACGUCUACACUGAGAUUAAGUGCAACUCUCUGCUUCCCCUGGAUGAUAUUGUACGGGUCGUCACCCAUGAAGACUGUAUCCCUGAGGUGAAGAUUGCCUACAUCAACUUCCUGAACCACUGCUACGUCGACACAGAGGUGGAGAUGAAGGAGAUUUAUACCUCCAACCAUAUGUGGAAGCUGUUUGAGAACUUCCUGGUGGACAUUUGUAGGGUGUGCAACAACACCAGUGACAGGAAGCACGCAGAUACCACGCUGGAGCGUUAUGUAACUGAGACAGUCAUGAGCAUUGUCACAUGUUUCUUUAGCUCUCCUUUCUCUGACCAGAGCACAAGCCUGCAGAUGGCACGCUAUGUAUACGCCGCCAUUCUUGGAAAGAUAACUGAGACUCGUCAGCCAGUAUUUGUCCAACUGCUUCAGGGAGUUUUCAGGGUAUUCCACUGUAACUGGCUUAACCCUCUUCAGAAGGCCUCAGUGGAGGCUUGCAUAAAAGUACUCUCAGACGUGGCCAAGAGCCGGGCCAUUGCCAUCCCAGUGGACUUGGACAGCCAGGUGAACAACUUGUUUGUCAAGUCCAAUAAUGUUGUGCAAAAGAGCAUCCUCAGCUGGAGACUAUCUGCAAAGAACACUUCCAGACGAGACUCUGGCCUGACAACCUCUAAAGACUACAGAAACAUCAUUGAGAGGCUACAGGACAUAGUGUCGGCGCUGGAGGACCGUCUGAGGCCACUGGUCCAAGCUGAGCUCUCAGUGCUGGUGGAUGUACUGCAUCGUCCAGAGCUGCUCUUCCCUGAGAACACAGAAGCUCGCAAGAAAUGUGAAAGUGGAGGAUUCAUAUCAAAACUGAUCAAACACACCAAGCAGUUGCUGGAGGAGAAUGAAGAGCGUCUGUGCAUCAAAGUCCUGCAGACACUGAGGGAAAUGAUGACAAAAGACCGGGGCUAUGGGGAGAAGCUGAUUGCCUUUGAUGAUGAGAUGGAUGUGGCUGAGCUGGCACCUCCACCUGAGCCUGAAGUCCCUGCUGAGGAGCUUGAUCCCAACCAGCCACAGAAGCAACUGGAGGAUCAAAGGAGGGGCGAAGCCCUACGGCAGAUCUUGGUCAAUCGAUACUAUGGAAAUGUCAAACCAGGCCAGAGGAGAGAGAGCCUCACAACCUUUAGCAACGGCCCACUCACUGUUGGAACACCGGGAAAACCACCUACAGUUGUCAGCUCUGGCGUUGGAGGUCGAGGGGAUCUGAGUUUGGCUGAGGUCCAGUGCCACCUGGACAAAGAAGGGGCUUCUGAUCUGGUCAUUGACCUCAUCAUGAACGCCACCAGCGACCGGAUCUUCCAGGAGAGCAUACUGUUGGCCAUUGCUUUGCUAGAGGGUGGAAACACGGUAAUCCAGCGGUCCUUCUUCCAUCGUUUAACAGGGGACAACAAGUCCGAAAAAUUCUUCAAGGUGUUUUACGAGCGCAUGAAGCUGGCUCAGCAGGAGAUAAAAGCCACUGUAACGGUCAAUACAAGUGACCUGGGCAGCAAAAAGAAGGAAGAUGAGCCACCAGACAAAGACACGCUAGCACGCAAGAAAGUCAAAGAUGUGCCGGUGGUGGCAGUGGUGACCGAGGAGGUGAAGGAGCAGCUAGUGGAGGCUUCCGCUGUCACCAAGAAAGCCUUCACAACCUACCGCCGCGAGGCUGAAGCCGAAGAGCACCAAGCGGCCGCUGAUGGCUCUCCCGUCCCGGCCGCUGAUAAGGGCCAGGAGGAAGGAGAGAUGAGUGUCAUCAUCACCAUCAUGCAGCCCAUCUUGCGCCUCAUGCAGCUGCUCUGUGAGAACCACAACAGAGAUCUGCAGAACUUUUUGCGCAACCAGAAUAACAAGAACAACUAUAAUCUGGUAUGUGAGACACUUCAGUUUCUGGACUGUAUCUGUGGCAGCACCACUGGGGGACUAGGGCUGCUGGGACUCUACAUCAAUGAGAAGAACGUAGGACUCAUCAACCAGACUGUGGAGAGCCUGACCGAGUACUGCCAAGGUCCCUGUCAUGAGAACCAGAACUGCAUUGCCACUCAUGAAUGCAACGGUAUUGACAUCAUCAUUGCUCUCAUCCUCAAUGACAUCAACCCCCUUGGCAAGAAGAGGAUGGAUCUGGUGCUGGAGCUCAAAAAUAAUGCCUCCAAGCUGCUUCUUGCAAUUAUGGAAAGUCGCCAUGACAGCGAGAACGCUGAGAGGAUACUGUACAAUAUGAGGCCUAAAGAGCUGGUGGAAGUGAUCAAAAAGGCCUACAUGCAGGGUGAGAUAGAGGUGGAGGAGCCGCAGGAGGGUGAGAAUGGAGAGGAGGAGCACUCUGCUUCUCCACGCAAUGUUGGUCAUAAUAUCUACAUCUUGGCACAUCAAUUAGCCCGUCACAACAAGGAACUGCAGGCUAUGUUAAAGCCAGGGGGGACAUAUGGAGAGGGUGACGAGGCCCUGGAGUUCUAUGCCAAACACACAGCUCAGAUUGAGAUUGUACGGCUGGAUCGCACCAUGGAGCAGAUAGUCUUCCCUGUGCCCAACAUCUGUGAGUUCCUCACCCAAGAGUCCAAGCUGCGUGUCUACUACACCACAGAGCGGGAUGAGCAAGGCAGCAAGAUCAAUGACUUCUUUCUGCGCUCUGAGGACCUCUUUAAUGAGAUGAACUGGCAGAAGAAGCUGCGAGGUACUCAAGAGGCUACUGGUAACACAAACACGGAGCCCCUUUUCGCAGCCAGGGUGAUCUACGACCUACUCUUCUUCUUCAUGGUCAUCAUUAUUGUUCUCAACCUCAUCUUUGGUGUCAUCAUCGAUACAUUCGCUGACCUGAGGAGUGAGAAGCAGAAAAAAGAGGAAAUCCUGAAGACAACCUGUUUUAUUUGCGGUUUGGAGAGAGACAAGUUUGACAAUAAGACGGUUACCUUUGAAGAACACAUCAAAGUUGAGCACAACAUGUGGCACUACUUGUUCUUCAUCGUCCUGGUGAAGGUCAAGGAUUCGACAGAAUACACCGGCCCAGAGAGCUAUGUGGCCGAAAUGAUCAGGGAGCACAACUUGGAUUGGUUCCCACGGAUGCGUGCCAUGUCCUUGGUCAGCAGCGACGCAGACGGAGAGCAGAAUGAGAUCAGAAGCCUGCAGGAGAAGCUGGAGUCCACCAUGAAACUGGUGUCUAACCUGUCAGGCCAGCUGACUGAGCUCAAAGAACAGAUGACAGAACAGAGGAAGCAGAAGCAAAGGAUUGGCCUGUUGGGACACCCUCAGCACAUGAACGUCAACCCGCAGCAGCCUGCAUAAGGUCAGCUGACAUGGCAGCUCACCAUCGGCUGUGUCACUCAGAGGUUGUACUAUAGUAUACAUAAUGUGUACUGGACUGAGGUAACUUAUAAUGAUAUGGAAACACUGCAACAUAGGUAGUCAUAAGGCAAUGUGUAGCGCUACCCCACGCAUGUGUUACUCCAAACUGUAACACUCACCCACCUCAUUCUGUUCAGUCCAGUUGGAAUUGGUGCCAAAUGUUUUCUAUGUAGAAAUUAAUUGGAUUUCUCGACACAUGACCUUUACCAGUUGAAACAUGAUAUAGCUGACACGACAGGAGGAAGCAGACUCAUUUGUUUUUUCAUUUUUUAUUUUAAUGUUUUCUAUUUAUGUUUCUGGCUUAUACAAGCAGUAUUAUUGUGUCUUAUUUUUGUAUGUUGUGCAAUAUAUUAACUUAAAUAUGCAACCUCAUUGGUGUGUGAAUUUAAGUCUCAUCAGAAAGCGUGGGCCAAUGGUUUUGUUCGUUCUUUAUUGUCACUGGACAAAAUAGGGAGUAGUUGGUUUACUUACGCAAAUUUAGACUUAAUAUUUAAUAAGCUGGCCUUCUCAUUUUUGUCAAACUUUUUUCUUCUUUUUUUUUCUUGAAGUGUGCAUAUUUCUUGAGUGUCAGCUGCACUCAAUAGAGAUAGUAUAUUGUGUGGGAGCAAUAUAUACAGAAGUUUUCUUUCACCUGUGUGAAUCCAAUGGUGUAAUAUCUCAUUGCUAACUUAUUUUAUGAUAAAUUUGCUUUCUUAUUUAAUUGAGUUCUAAUGGACAUUUAGAAUGUUUGAUUUGUCAAAUAUACUGUAUAAUAUAUUCAGUAUCACUCAUGCUAUUACAAUUUGCUCAGGAGUUGCGUAACUUUUAAUGUAAUAAAUGUCAUUAGCAUAGUUUUCGUGUUUUGCAGCAAAUUUGUUCCAUUUGUGCCUGUUUGUCAUCAUCAAGUCUGAUACAAGUUUGCCACUUGUGCAGAGUCACUGACUUUUAUGUUCAUGUUCACUAAAAUGUGUUCAAGUAGUUAGUUUUCAUGCUGUUAUAAUAAUCUUUUUUUUUUUUGGACUACUGUGUGUACAUAGCGUUUGUUGCUUAUCUUUAGCUUUUGUAUAGAAAAAUGAGAUGAAGAAAAAAAACUGUUACUUAUGAAUAUUAAGAUUAACUAAAAAUCUAAGCACUGUCAAUUUGUAUAUUAAAGUAGAAUUAUUUAUUAAAAGUGAUGUAAUUAC